Diceros bicornis minor is the source of this 2762-nucleotide messenger RNA. It is a transcript of the gene CCDC122, whose product is annotated as coiled-coil domain containing 122. Bases 1494 to 2321 code for a protein of 275 amino acids. The transcript has 6 exons. The record is from RefSeq and is a predicted model, not a curated record. Lineage: Eukaryota; Metazoa; Chordata; Mammalia; Perissodactyla; Rhinocerotidae.
GGGCGCGACCUCGGGGAGAAAUCGCACUCCCUUCUGCGAAUGGACGCCCUUUGCCCAAGUGCACUCUUCGGUCGCUCGGGACGAUUCGCUGACCCAGCGAUGUAGUCAGGACACGUGGUUUAGUCACCAGAGCCCAGGCCUGAGGACCUCAUUACCUUAGCACUUGGCAGUUUGUCCCAUCCAAGGUUCAAGUACUGGGCCUCCUUGGGGCGGGGGUGUUACUGUGUUUGUUCCCAGAAACAAGUGGGUUGAACCUCCCUUUGCCUUUUGCUGAUUCCACCUUACUUGCUGACUGGACCAACACUCUUUACAGCUCCUUAACUUGCAUUGACAGACAGACGUCUGUACGCCCUUUUAAAAAUGUGUGCCACAGGUAGAAAAUUAGAAGGCACUAACCCUUAGCAUUGUGAUGAAGGUGCCAAUUAGCAUCCUUUAUCUGCCCUCAAAGAGUAUAACAUUCAUUUAUUUAAAAAUAUUGAACAACUACUGUAUGGAAGGCAGAUGCUAUAGUAAAGGGAAAGUGUAUUCAACCUUGGAAGAGUAGGAGAAAGGGUGCUUCCUGUGGAACUGGUUAUGAUGGAAGGAGAGGUCCCUUAAUGAUUGUUGCUCCGAUAAGUUCUGAAGAACCUUUACCUGAAAGAGAGAAUCUGGGAUACCUGGGAGUUCAGAAGAGCACUUGGAGGUGGGCAUGUGCUGCUAUUCUGAUUGAUUAGAUAAUGGGAUCACCAACCCAGAAUAAGAACCCAUUGUUCGGUGUCCCUGGCAGAUGUUUCCGUCAAAAUUUGUAUUUUUAUUAUUUUUGCUGGACAUUUGUUAAGGGCCCUGCAUGGUAGAUGGUACACCUGAUCAGAAGGUACACUCUCUGCCCUGAGCUUAGUUUAUGUUAAAUAUUACCUUAAGCAAAAUAGAGGUCUUUUAGUUAUAAAGCUGGUUUAAAACAUUUAUCCCUGUUUUUAUAGACAAUGGUGGGAAUUCAUUUUCUUUCAUGCAAUAGUAGUGGCAGCAAAAAAUUAAAAAAGAAAUAUUUCAACAUAGGGAAGCUGUCAGGGAAGAGAGAAUUUUUCAUUGUAUUUACAUACCACUUCCUUUUACCAUCUGGCCCUAGACUAUCUGGCCUCAUCUAAUACUCUCUUACCUCUCCCCAUUCAUCCCAGUCCAGUGGUUCUCAGUCCUGGCUGCACAUCAGAACUACAAGUAGAACUAAAAAAAAAAAAAAAAAAGAUCCAAGCACUAUUCCAGAUAUCCACUGCAGAUCCACUCCAGAUAUGCAUUUGAGUCAGAAUCUCUGGGAGUCAAGUCUGGGCAUGUUUGGCUUUGCUGUUUUGUUUUGUUUUAAUCUCUACAGAUGAUUCAGAUGCAUAAUUAGGUUUGAGAAAACAACUGCUCUCUUCUCAAGCCACUCAAACUAAAGGCUAUUCCUUGGAUGGGCCACAUGGUUUCAUCCUUUAUGAGUAAAGAAGGUGAACCAAAAAGGGGAAAACAGGCACACAAGAAUGUCAGGCAACAAAGAAAGGAAGAGUCAAGGGGUUCCUGAAGAAGCUGUGGCUAAACAAGACACAUCUUCAUUAACCGAUGCUGUAGAGCAAGUGGCAAAGCAACAACAGUCACAAACCUCAGAAAUAGAAAAAAACAAAAAAGUUCUGUUCCAUUUGCAGAAUGAACUUCAUGAACUUGAAAAACAAAUAGCAUCUGUCUCUGCAGAAACUAAAGAAACAGAAAGGCAAAUUUAUCAGCAAGAUGCUGUCAUAGAGAAUACCAAACUUCACUGUGGAAACCUGGAAACUCAAAUCAAAUCCUUACACUCAGAAAAUGUAAAGCUUAAAUUUGACAUAGAAGCAGCCCAAGAAGACUUUGAGGAACACAUGAUAAGAUAUAAUGAAUAUCAUGCAAAAAUAAAAGUGCAUAAAGAUAGUUUGGGGGAGAUAGAAAGCAAAUGGUCAUUUAUGACUGAACUCCGGGAAAAACGAGAUCUUGUUAAAAAACUAAAGGCAAUGAAAGAGGAACUUAUGCAAGAUCUCCAAAACCCAGAAGGAAACCGGAUGAAACAAGUACAGGAGGACAUUACAAAGCUAAAGGAUAAAAUCAUAACUAUAAAAGAGUCUAUCAUUGAAAAAACCUGUUUUCUUGAGGAAGAAAAAAAGACACACGAAAAAUUAAGGAAAGAAAUAGAGGUACAACAUAAGAGAUUUGGUGCAAUUCUUAAGCGUUUGCAUUGUCAGGUGAACAAGCUUCAGUCAAAUAGAAGACAAUGGCAGUGGAACAUUCAACAACUGGAAAAAACUGCAGCUGAACUAAGAAAACAAAUUGGAAUGCAAGAUUAACAAGGCCAUAGGGCAACAGAGCACAGAAUAUGCCAACUAAAAUUAUGGGGCAGAAUGUUGAGAAAGUCCUUUGGAUUCUUAGCAACCAGUGUUCACUAUCAGAGGUCUUAAUAACAGAUACAUUUUCUCUUUUUUUGAAUCAGUUAUCUCUUUGUUAAAGUGCCUUCCAACCCUACAAUUGAUAGCAAUAUAGACAAUAGGAAUGCUUACAGAAGAAUAGUGGGAGACUCUGUAUGAAUAUUUUGAAUGUAUAAGAUGUAUUGUUCUCAUGAAUGCCUCUUUAUAAACAUGUUGCCUUCACUAUCAUAUGAAGUAAAAACCUAGAAGAAAAAAACACUUGAAUUUACAAUGAUUUAAAUGAAGAUAUUUAAAUGGUUGUCUCUCUCAAACUUUCUACUAGAACUUGUUUUUCUACCACCGUCUUCACAGUAGUCCAUAAAU